CAGCCACUUGCUCGUCGAAAGGGCAAAAGCAAAGCCGACAACUUUAGAGAGAUAUGUCAGAGGAGCAGCAGAGAUCAUCAUCACUGCGUACUAUAAACGUAAGUAGAGUUCCAAACCAUUCUCUCUCAUCGCACGGUGAACCAGCCCCACCUGAUUCUCGAAUUCCUCUGAUCUUUCACCGUCGGUCAUCGCCGCCACGCAGAUGCUCGCUUGAGUCCGACCUCUUCCUUUUACUCAAACAACGAGAUCUGUUUUCCACGGUUAGAGAGGAGGAUGUCGACACCAGCAAGGAAGAGGUUGAUGAGGGAUUUCAAGAGGUUGCAGCAAGACCCACCUGCUGGAAUCAGCGGUGCUCCACAAGACAAUAAUAUCAUGCUCUGGAACGCUGUCAUAUUCGGGCCUGAUGACACCCCAUGGGAUGGAGGUACUUUCAAACUCUCACUGCAGUUCUCUGAAGAUUAUCCUAAUAAGCCACCAACAGUUCGUUUUGUGUCAAGGAUGUUCCAUCCAAAUAUUUAUGCAGAUGGGAGUAUUUGCUUGGACAUCCUCCAAAACCAGUGGAGCCCUAUAUAUGAUGUUGCUGCUAUACUUACCUCCAUCCAGUCAUUGCUCUGCGACCCUAAUCCGAAUUCUCCUGCAAACUCGGAAGCAGCUCGGAUGUACAGCGAAAGCAAGCGUGAGUACAACAGAAGAGUGCGUGAUGUUGUUGAGCAAAGCUGGACUGCUGACUAGUAGUUUGUUAGUUGUAAUCUUUGCAACUCUUCUCCUACUCUCAAAAACGUCACCUUUAAGCAACAACAGCUUUCACUUAUCUUUUCCGUUCAUGUCUUUUGUGUUUUCAAAACUUUAGUGUGCGAAGAUUUAUGAUCUUCCUUGUACCUGUUUCUUGCUCUCUUUCAAUCUAUAAACCCGCUCUCGUUUGUGUA
Messenger RNA from Brassica rapa (field mustard), 926 nucleotides. RefSeq names its product ubiquitin-conjugating enzyme E2 1. Lineage: Eukaryota; Viridiplantae; Streptophyta; Magnoliopsida; Brassicales; Brassicaceae. The record is from RefSeq and is a predicted model, not a curated record.